Eleginops maclovinus (Patagonian blennie) is the source of this 1461-nucleotide messenger RNA. It is a transcript of the gene ctsh, whose product is annotated as cathepsin H. Gene Ontology annotation, cellular component: lysosome. The record is from RefSeq and is a predicted model, not a curated record. Gene Ontology annotation, molecular function: cysteine-type endopeptidase activity. The transcript has 12 exons. Bases 230 to 1210 code for a protein of 326 amino acids. Lineage: Eukaryota; Metazoa; Chordata; Actinopteri; Perciformes; Eleginopidae.
UGUUUUCAUAAUGGAAUUUCGAGUUGUUUAUGGGUUGGGUCCGUGAAGAUCGAAUCUGUUCUAACCGAGCUGACGUUUCAUGCAUUAUGCUGAUUGGCUGAUUUUCUCCGUGUUUAUAAUGUGUCAGUAGGGAAAUUUGGACAGAGUGCAGUCACCUCGUGACUUCUCAUUACUUCACUUGACUUUCCCUCGCUUCUUCAGUGGCCGGCUGAGGUUUUAAUAGGUGAUCAUGAUGAUGAGCUCUUUGGUUUGGUUUGCUUUGGUCUCAACAGCUUCAGCUUUUCACGUAUAUGAACAAGAUGAGUUUCACUUCAAGUCAUGGAUGGCACAGCACAACAAAGUGUACAGCAUGCAGGAAUACUAUGAGAGGCUCGAGAUAUUCACAGAGAACAAGAGGAGGAUUGACAAACACAAUGAAGGAAAUCAAACAUUCACAAUGGGGCUGAACCAGUUCUCAGACAUGACAUUUGGGGAAUUUCAAAAGUCUUUCCUCUGGUCAGAGCCCCAGAACUGCUCUGCCACCAAGGGGAGCUACUUCAGCAGCAAAGGAGCACUUCCAGACUUCAUCGACUGGAGAAAGAAAGGGAACUACGUGACAGAUGUGAAGAACCAGGGACCCUGUGGUAGCUGCUGGACUUUUUCCACAACUGGCUGUCUGGAGUCUGUUACCGCCAUCCACACUGGAAAGCUUGUACCACUGUCAGAACAACAGCUGGUUGACUGUGCCCAGGACUUCAACAACCAUGGAUGUAACGGUGGUCUCCCGAGUCAGGCAUUUGAAUACAUCAUGUACAACAAGGGACUGAUGACAGAGGAGGACUACCCAUACAAAGCUAUUGAACAUACUUGUGUGUACAAGCCAGGCCUAGCAGCUGCUUUUGUGAAAGAUGUUGUGAACAUCACCGAGUAUGAUGAGAUGGGGAUGGUGGAUGCGGUCGCUACACUCAAUCCUGUCAGCUUUGCUUUUGAGGUGACCUCCGACUUCAUGCAUUACUCUACGGGAGUGUACACCAGCACUGAAUGCCACCAGACCCCAGACAAGGUGAACCAUGCUGUGUUAGCAGUGGGAUAUGGACAGCAGGACGGCACCCCUUACUGGAUAGUAAAGAACUCAUGGGGAUCCCUCUGGGGAAUUGACGGAUAUUUCCUCAUUGAGCGUGGAAAGAACAUGUGUGGACUCGCUGCCUGCUCAUCUUUCCCAGUGGUGUGAUUUCUGCAUGAUAGCAAACUACAAAAGGGCUAAAAAGGGAGCAACAUUUUUUUUAAAAUAAUACUUUAAUAGUGUUUUAAAUAUCAAUUAGCAGCCUAUUGUGUUUCCAUGUACAGUGCGCGAAAUGUAGUAAAUAUUAUCACCCAGUGAAGUACUGUGAUACAUUUAAUCUACCAAUCAAAAAUGAUCACUUAAGUAUCCAUCAUUUAAUUAAUUCUACUGAAAUAAUAAAUAAAAUCUAUUUUAAUGUG